AUCGGGUGAACUAGUUAUAAGGGCGAGUGCGAGUGCGAAUAAUUUUUACAUGCUCAUAUACCACUAGAGUUUCGAGCAUGUCUGUCCCGGGGCCUGUCUCUGGAUAGCUAGGUGCUUGUCCCGGGACAGAAAAUAUAAGGGCGAAACCACUUGUUACCGUUCAGAGCAGGUCACCAAAAAUGCAGUUGUCGCUUUUGUUACCGCAGUGGUGUUAACUUCGACCACACUUAAAUUACGCGAUGUCAUCCAUCAAAAAGAUUGCAGUGGUAACUGGAUCAAAUAAAGGUAUUGGCUUUGCCAUUGUCAGAGCCUUGUGUAAGCAGUUUGAUGGAGAUGUCAUUUUGACAGCUCGUGAUGAAGGUCGAGGUCAGCAGGCAGUGACUGACCUGAAGAAAGAGGGGCUAUCUCCAAAGUUCCACCAGCUGGACAUCACUGACCACGACAGUAUAGUCAAGCUGAAAUCCUUUCUGCAAUCAACGUAUGGUGGACUGGAUAUACUGGUCAAUAAUGCUGGAAUUGCUUACAAGGUGGCAUCCACAGCUCCUUUUAGUGAACAAGCGGAGGUAUCUGUGAAAACUAAUUUCUUGGGAACAUUAGAUGUUUGUGACACAUUAUUUCCUCUUCUUCGUCCACAUGCAAGAGUGGUGAAUGUGUCCAGUCUUGUUUCACAGAUGAGCAUCAAGAAAUGUUCCCCAGAAAACCAAGCCAAGCUCAAAGAUCCUUCUAUUACCAUGGAUACGUUGAAGACAAUUCUGCAAGAUUUUGUGGAAGCUACGAAGUCUAACACACACGAAGCGAAGGGAUGGCCCAGCUCUGCAUAUGGCAUGUCAAAGGUCGGGGUCACCGUAAUGACCUUCAUUCAACACCGAAUGUUGCAGAGUGACCCAAGAGAAGACAUUGUCAUCAAUGCUUGCUGUCCAGGCUAUGUGGCAACAGAUAUGUCCAGUUUCAAAGGCCAUAAAACGAUUGAUGAAGGUGCAGAUACACCAGUCUACCUGGCCAUGUUGCCUCCAAACUGUACAAGUCCAAAUGGAAAUUUCAUUUCCGACAGGAAAAUACAGCAAUGGGGAUGAGGUGGAUUAUCACACUCUCUAUACAAAUCUACAUUAUAUAGACUCUUUAACAAACUUACGCAAUUUUAUAGAAAUUUUCUGUUUGUAUUUUCUAAUCAUUAAAAAGUAUUAUCUCGCCUUCAUGUAAAAUUCUUUAAUCUUAUUGGUUGUUUGCCGUUGGGCAAAUAAAUCCCUUAUACCCCUGUGGGCGGAGCCAAAUUCUC
Gigantopelta aegis is the source of this 1276-nucleotide messenger RNA. RefSeq names its product carbonyl reductase [NADPH] 1-like. Bases 240 to 1073 code for a protein of 277 amino acids. NCBI's taxonomy places the organism in Eukaryota, Metazoa, Mollusca, Gastropoda, Neomphalida, Peltospiridae. The record is from RefSeq and is a predicted model, not a curated record. Gene Ontology annotation, molecular function: carbonyl reductase (NADPH) activity. The transcript is spliced from 8 exons.